AGGGAAGGGCUCACCAUGAUCCAGGGGAAACUGAGGCAGCUGCUGCCGGAGGUGGAUGUGGACCCUCGCACCAUCUCAGCCCUGCUCUGCGGCUCGGCUGCAGCCGUCCUGGUGCUGAAGUGGGUGAGGAGGAGACGGAUCCAGGAGAAGAUCGAAGAGGCGAGGCGGUGGCGGGAGCAGGGCUUGGCUCAAAUGGAAAAGGCUGCUCAUCUCUUCAAGCAGCAGAACCCAGGGGUCCAGUCUGAUCACAUCCUCUCCCUGUCGCUGGUGGAGCUGGGUGAGAAACUGAAGGAAGGUUCCCUGUCUCCAGAGAGCGUCCUCUACACCUAUAUGGACAAGGCCUUGGCAGUGACUCAGGAGGUGAACUGUGUGACCGAUUUUAUAUCAGAGUGCGAGGAGCAGCUGAAGGAACUGAGACGGCAGAAGGAGAAGGGCUUGCUGUAUGGCAUUCCUGUCAGCAUCAAGGAUCACAUCGGCUACAAGGGCCAUGUCUCCACCUGCGGCUUGAUCCAUUACCUCGGGUCCCCGGAGGAAGACGACAGUGUAUUAGUCAAGGUUUUAAAGAGGCAGGGAGCGAUUCCGUUUGUGAAGACCAACACUUCACAGUCCAUGAUCAACUAUGACUGCAGUAACGUCAUCUUCGGCCAAACAGUGAAUCCUCACAACCAUAAGAAAAGCCCCGGCGGCUCCUCCGGAGGGGAGGGAGCACUGAUCGCAGGAGGAGGGUCCAUCCUGGGCUUUGGGUCAGAUGUUGCUGGGAGCAUCCGCCUGCCAUCCAGCUUCUGCGGGCUGUGUGGGUUCAAACCGACGGGCUACAGGCUGAGUAUCUCGGGUCUUGCCAGUCCCAUAGAUGGCAUGAGAUCAGUUAGUUUCAUGGUGGGGCCCAUAGCGAGGGAUGUGGACAGCCUCGCUCUGUGUAUGAGGGCGCUUCUGUGUGAGGAGUUAUUCAGCUUGGACCCCACCGUGCCACCUCUUCCCUUCAAUGAGGAGGUGUACUCCAGCUCCAGACCCCUUCGGAUCGGGUAUUACGAUGGCGAUGGCUAUUUCCAGCCCUCUCCUAGCAUGAGACGUGCUGUCCAGGAAACCAAAGUGCUUCUCGAACAAGCAGGGCAUACGCUGGUCCCUUUUGCUCCCCCUCGGAUCAAUUUUGUGGUGGAUGAGCUGUUCACCAAAGGCAUCUUUUCUGAUGGAGUCUCCACUUUGCUGGAGAAGUUCGAAGGAGAUAUUGUGGAUCCCACCUUGAAGUCCCAGAUUAAUUGUUACAGACUGCCGAUUCUAGCGAAGAAGAUUUUGGCUCUCCUCUUAAAACCAGUGUAUCCUCGAAUUGCUGGAGAUCUGAAAGCGCUCUGUGGAGCUGGGUCAGUGAAAAACCUGUGGAAGCAGGACGUUGCCCUGGCGGCUUACUGUAAGGAAUUCAUUGCUAAAUGGAGGAAGCUGCAGCUCAAUGUCAUUUUGUGUCCUGCUCUGGGCCCUGCCUUUAAUGAGGGAUAUCCUGGGAAGCUCUUUGCUGCCACGUCCUACACCAACUUAUACAACGUCUUAAACUUCCCUGCUGGGGUCGUGCCGGUCACCACCGUCACGGAGGCUGAUGAAGAGCAGCUGAAACGUUACCACGGGCAUUACCAUGAUCCCUGGGAUAAGAGGCUGAAACAGGCCGUGGAAGGAGCCGUGGGGCUGCCCGUGGUUGUGCAGUGCGUGGCCCUGCCGUGGCAGGAGGAGCUGUGCCUCCGCUUCAUGAAGGAGGUGGAGACGCUGGCCCGUGGGAGGAAGAGGAAGCAUGUGUGACUGCUCAGAGGAUGCUUGCCUAAGGGGAGCCGGGCUGUGUUUCAAUAAAACCUUGCUUGCAUUGCUGAGUCUGUUCCACCGCGGUGAGGCUGGUCUCUGUUAAUUUUUUUUCCGAAAGUCUAAAGGGCAGACUGUGAGUAGGUGAGUCAAUGUGUAGCCAGGAGCCACCAAGCCAAAUAACCCUAGAGGAACACCAGCAAAAACAGCACGGGCGCUAGGCAUUCACACCACAGUUGGUAUUCGCAUAUCCAAGUACCACUUUCCAUGAAGGGAUGGGAUGUAUUUGGGU
Molecule: messenger RNA, 2074 nt
Organism: Alligator sinensis (Chinese alligator)
Lineage: Eukaryota; Metazoa; Chordata; Crocodylia; Alligatoridae
Product: vitamin D3 hydroxylase-associated protein-like
Exons: 15
Coding region: 16-1785 (589 amino acids)
Biological process (GO): fatty acid catabolic process
Molecular function (GO): amidase activity; fatty acid amide hydrolase activity
Source: RefSeq, a predicted model, not a curated record